This is a messenger RNA of Misgurnus anguillicaudatus (oriental weatherfish), 1378 nucleotides long. RefSeq names its product alkB homolog 1, histone H2A dioxygenase (gene alkbh1). Gene Ontology annotation, molecular function: ferrous iron binding; broad specificity oxidative DNA demethylase activity; oxidative RNA demethylase activity. NCBI's taxonomy places the organism in Eukaryota, Metazoa, Chordata, Actinopteri, Cypriniformes, Cobitidae. Gene Ontology annotation, cellular component: cytoplasm; nucleus. Gene Ontology annotation, biological process: oxidative RNA demethylation. The record is from RefSeq and is a predicted model, not a curated record.
AACGCACUUAAAAUAUCCAUAAUCGAUAGUGUUUACGUUUAUAAUCAUUAUUUAAUUUGUUUAUUGUAAUACUUGCCUUUAAAUCGAAAUGUCAAUGUGUACUGUUGACGUCAGGAGUUGAAAGUUCACACGAUGACGGCAAAGAUGGCGGCCUCCAUAGUGGAGCAUGGAGAAGAUGCUUUUAGGAAAUUAUUCAAGUUUUAUAAGAGGAGAAGUCCUCCUCCAGACUUCAGUGAAGUCAUUAAUUUCUCCAAACCACUAAACAGUGACAAGGUGUUUGCUUGUGAACUUAACUCCAGCCCUAUAAGUGAUGAAGAAGUUUCCAAAGUGGGUCUUCAACCAGUUAAAGACUGGAGAGCCUUUGGUCUGCAUGGAUAUCCAGGGUUUAUCUUUAUAUCCAACCCGUUCCUGCCUGGUUCUCAGCAGUACUGGACAAAGCAAUGUCUGAAGAACUAUCCACAGAAACCAAAUGUGUGUAAUCUAGAUAUGCAUAUGUCAAGUGCAGAGACCGAGAACAUUUGGGAGAAAAGCAUAGAUGACAUUCAAAGAAAGGGCUCUGGGAAAAGAGAGCCCAAGACUCUUCUAGAAAAGCUACGCUGGGUGACUCUUGGUUACCACUAUGAUUGGAACUCCAAGACUUACUCUCCAGACCACUACACUCCCUUCCCCUCUGAACUUCACUCGCUGUCCCACAAAGUAGCAGCGGCCUGUGGCUUUCCUGGCUUUAAUGCAGAGGCGGGCAUUCUCAACUAUUACCGAUCUGAUUCGUCGCUUGGAAUCCAUGUUGAUGAAUCAGAGCUUGACCACACCCAACCAUUGCUCUCUUUCAGUUUUGGACAGACUGCCGUCUACCUGUUGGGCGGAGCUAAGAGGGAAGAUCCCCCCACUGCCAUGUUCAUGCAAAGUGGUGACAUAAUGGUGAUGUCAGGACCCAGUCGCCUGCUUUAUCACGCAGUACCCUGCAUUGUUCCCGCCCCUGCUGAAAACAUGCUGCCAGCCUGCCUAAAUGAAAGACUAAAGGGGGAGGCGCAGAAUGAUGACAUCAUUCAGAGUGUAUCAGAGGACGAUUGGAAGGUUUGCUCCUGGUACUUACAGACGUCUCGUGUGAAUGUGACCGUUAGACAGGUACUGGCUUCCGGUCAGACGUUCCCCAGAAUUGAGUCACUUUGCGGGACAGAAUACACAUCUAAAGAUAACAGUCAAAAAUCAGAGGAAGAGGAUGAAACUGGAACAAAUAAGAAGAGGAAAACUGAAUCAGGCUAUGAGCGAGAUUCCUAACAUGCCUGUUUAGAUGUUUUAUGCUUAUUGAAUUAUAGUUUUUGUUUUAUUUAUGUAAAAUGCAUCUGAUAUUAAACUUUAACUUGAAAAUUAUGAAACA